Messenger RNA from Sclerotinia sclerotiorum 1980 UF-70, 957 nucleotides. RefSeq lists its product as hypothetical. The coding region runs from base 1 to 957 and encodes 318 amino acids. Lineage: Eukaryota; Fungi; Ascomycota; Leotiomycetes; Helotiales; Sclerotiniaceae. The record is from RefSeq and is a predicted model, not a curated record. The transcript has 5 exons.
AUGCUAGGGGACAAUUGCGGAUCUAGUUAUCUCAACGAUGGCUACAAAGAUAUGUUGCUCAAUCGACUCCAGGACGAGGAUUAUCUCCUCAAAAAUGGCGAAACGCUCGAAGCAAUUGUCAAUCGAUUGAUUCCAGACUUCGAGAACGAAUACAAGAGACGAGUCAAUGUCAUGAAACUACCUGGCCACAGGGUGAGUGACUAUGAAGAUAUAUCCGGACCCCUCCUCACGCGUAUCUCGGCAUUGUUGGAAAAUCAAAUUGAACAAGCCGUGGCAAAAGACCUUGUGGUAAAGGUAUGCGUCAAAAUUAUCAGAUGCAUGAAACUUACUGAGUGUUCAAAGAAAGUGUUUCUCGUGGCCGUGGCAUCCGGCGCCGUUCUUCGUGCUUUAGAUAAGAAAAAUGGACCAGAGAGAAUUUCACAGUCAAGUUAUGGCUUUCUCCGUCGUGAGCCAUGGCAGCCUAAAGUCUAUCCUGGACACGAGAGAGCGAAAGCCAAGGAAAGCGAAUUGGAUGGCGAGAAAUAUGUAGCCACGAUUGAUUAUUUCAUGAUUAAGGGUAAACCUGUUCGUCCAGAUCAUCAAUUCCCAUCAUUCCCCACCUAUCACACCUUUGCAAUCGACGCAGAAAGAUUCCUGUGCGAAGAACUUCUUUACGUUUCCGACACCGCGACAGAAUCUCACUGCAGCCGGAGAAAUAUUAAAAAUGCCGACGCACAAAUCACCGGCCGCAUCAUCGUAGACAUGACAUUUCUCCGCGAUAAAAAUAUUAUCAAGCCUGUGUUUCCGGAAGAAGUUAGUAGUGGGAUGAAACAUUAUAGAGUGGAUUAUGAAUUGGUGGCGAUUGUUGAGGGGAGGGCUCUCAGAUAUGAAGCGAGGUCUCUGGCAGGGGAGGGUGGGAAGGUUUGGGGGAAUGGUCGGUUUAGUAUUGCGGCUGCUUUUAGGGAGGGGACUGCUUAG